AUGGAACCCCGCUUUUUAGGUUCAGCGACUGAAUUUGCUAAGGCUGAGCUAACGCCUGUUACGUCGUCCCGCGGGCAAAAUAACACUCACCUUCCAGUACAAACUGGCCGACGACCCCUCCUUCACCGUGCUCGGCAUGCUGAUCGAAUACCCCGCGGAGACGGCUCCACACCCCCGCAUCGCCACGGCACCGCCUCAGUGAUCGGCCACGUGCUCGAGGGCGAGAUCCUCAGCGCCAUGAACGGUGAGGAAGCCAAAGUCUACAAGCAGCACCAGACCUGGUACGAAGCCCCCGGCUGCCACCACCGGAUCAGCGAUAACAACAGCAAGACGGAGAGCGCGGUUCUGCAUGGGACGUUUGUGAUCAAGACCGAGAUUCUGGAGAGGGAAGGGCCAGGCGUGCUGGUUCAGAUUGAUCCGGAGUACAGGAUGGAAUCGGUGCAGCAAGGGGCCGGUCAGGUCGCUCAGUCGGUGGUGGAUUCGGUCAAGGAGCGUCUGCCAGGAGCCGAGAGUUAG
Molecule: messenger RNA, 516 nt
Organism: Endocarpon pusillum Z07020
Lineage: Eukaryota; Fungi; Ascomycota; Eurotiomycetes; Verrucariales; Verrucariaceae
Exons: 2
Coding region: 1-516 (171 amino acids)
Source: RefSeq, a predicted model, not a curated record